GUUAUUGCUGAACUUGCUUGCAAUCAAUAUAAUUUUGUGACUGUACCACUUUAUGAUACAUUGGGUGCAGAAGCAAUUGAAUUUAUUAUUAAUCAGACUGGGAUAGAAUUUGUAUUAACCACUGUCAAUAAAGGUCGAACUCUCUUAUAUAUGAAAGAGGCUUUACCAACUCUUAAAACUCUUAUCAUCUCUGAUGAUGCUGAUCAAGAUCUUAUAGAUUACGCUAAUGAAUUAAAUGUUCAAAUUGUCAAUAACGAAACUGUAGAAAAUGACGGGGCAAUUCAUCAGGCUGAGGAAAUCAACCCUAAAUCUGAUGAUAUUGCUACUAUUUGCUAUACUAGUGGUACCACUGGAAUGCCCAAAGCGAAUGAAGCUACUAUGAUUUACGUAGGUGCUGCUAUCGGGUUUUAUCAAGGUAGCAUGACUCAAUGGACUUUUACAACUGCGUAUAAUGCUAAGAAGGUCGGUAUAUCAAAAGGUCAAGUUGAUCACUGGAUGUGGGAUAAAGUAGGUUUUGCCCCUAUCCGAUCAAAACAAGGUGGUAGAAUUCAAGUAAUUUUAUCCGUUUCUGCACCGAUUUCUCCUGAUGUGAUGGAUUUUUUAAGAAUUUGUUUUUCUGCUGAUGUUUAUGAAGGAUAUGGUCAAACUGAAAAUGCUGGUGAAAUAUUUGUUAGAGGUAAUUCUGUAUUUAAAGAAUAUUACAAAGACCCAGAGAAAACAAAGGAAGUAAUUGAUAAGGAUUGUUGGUGCCAUACUGGUGAUAUUGGAAUGUGGGAUGAAUUAG
Molecule: messenger RNA, 784 nt
Organism: Racocetra fulgida
Lineage: Eukaryota; Fungi; Glomeromycota; Glomeromycetes; Diversisporales; Gigasporaceae
Source: the annotation of a GenBank genome assembly